UGAGGCGAGCUCAGCAGCCGUCGGUGGGAGGGUCCUUCGAGGCUACAUGGAGGAGUUUGGUUGUAGGAAGAAGAAGCAGCAGUGAAAGAAGCGGAUUUAAAGUUUAUCUGACACCAAGUUGGAUUCAUAUGAGCCACAGAAGGAAGUUAACAAGCCAGCAGCCAUGACUGUAAUAAUUGGGUUUGAGGGCAGUGCCAAUAAAAUCGGCAUAGGAAUCAUCCGGGAUGGAGAAGUUCUUUCCAAUCCUCGACGCACUUACAUCACACCUCCUGGUCAAGGAUUCAUGCCGAGCGACACGGCCAGGCACCACCGGGCCAUCAUACUGACUGUCCUGAAGGAGGCCCUGGAACAAGCAGGGCUCAAGCCUGCAGACAUCGACGGGGUGGCGUACACCAAAGGUCCUGGUAUGGGUGCCCCCUUGGUUACGGUGGCUCUGGUGGCUCGUACAGUCGCACAGCUUUGGGGGAAACCGCUGCUCGGUGUCAACCACUGUAUCGGACACAUUGAGAUGGGUCGACUCAUCACCAAAUCCGACAACCCCACUGUGCUCUACGUUAGUGGGGGGAACACACAGGUUAUUGCAUACUCAGAGCGGCGGUACAGGAUAUUUGGGGAGACCAUCGACAUUGCAAUUGGAAACUGUUUGGACAGGUUCGCCAGAGUUAUAAAGAUUUCCAAUGACCCCAGUCCAGGCUACAACAUAGAGCAGAUGGCCAAAAAAGGGAGUCACUAUGUGGAGCUGCCAUAUACUGUUAAAGGAAUGGACGUCUCAUUUUCUGGGAUUUCAUCCUACAUUGAGGAUGCUGCUAAUAAGAUGCUGAGCUCUGGUCAGUGUACAGCAGAGGACCUGUGUUUUUCACUGCAGGAGACACUCUUCGCCAUGCUGGUGGAGAUCACAGAGAGGGCCAUGGCUCACUGCGGCUCCCAAGAGGUCCUCAUCGUCGGGGGGGUUGGCUGUAACAUGCGUCUGCAGGAGAUGAUGGGGGUGAUGUGUCAGGAGCGAGGAGCGAAGCUGUUUGCCACAGAUGAACGAUUCUGCAUAGACAACGGAGCAAUGAUUGCUCAAGCUGGCUGGGAGAUGUUCAGGUCCGGUCAGGUGACGGAGCUGGAAGACUCAUGGAUAACACAAAGGUACAGAACAGAUGAAGUGGAGGUGACGUGGAGAGACUGACUGAUGGACUAGAGACAUGUUGCUGCAGUGGGUCGGUUAUGACUGGAGAGCAGUGCAGCUGGCACCUGAACACACUCCAACUCUGCUGCAUUUGACAUGAAGAGCUACUCAGUUAAAUUAGGCCAAACAUCGAAUGGCUUCCACUUCACUUGUUUAAAGGACAAGUCUUUGUUUUCUUGUGAACAAAUCCAAUGAAAAGACCAAACCAACAUUGAACUGAUCCUAAUAAGAAUGAUUGCCCAUCUGUUACUGAGUCUUUUUUAUAAAAGGUGGUUAGGGAUUUGUAUUCAGAGAAGGUAGAUUUCUUUUACAUGGGAUUUAAAACUAUAAAAGGAUUUCCAGCUUUACCAUUAAUGGGAUAGUUCAUCCAUAAAUGAAAAUCCAUUUAUCUACUCACCCCUAUGCCGUUUGAGUCCACAAAACACUUGGAGUUUCAGGAGUAAACUUUGUUAGAUUCCAAUACAAUUGAAGUCAAUCGUAAUAAAACAGAAGAAUCAUAACAUGUCUCCAUACUGCUCCUGUGGUGUAAAUGUCGGGGCUUGCGGACACUUGGAUGACACCACACGAGCAGUAUGGAGGCAUGUUUUAUUAUGUCAGACUCACUGUUUACCCGUGAUACUCAAAGUGUUUUGUGGACUCAAACACUUCACCCACACCCCCCAUCGGCGUGAGUAGAUGAGUGAAUUUUCAUUUCUGGGUGAACUAUCCCUUUAAGAUUGCUAAAGGAGACUUAACUCUUUUGUGGCUGGUGCAAAUAUUGCAGUGGAGAAAAGUUUUGUACCCUCCUGCAAAACCUCUUCUGGUCCCGGGAGGUGGUGGAGCUUUCCUGAGAUGGACUACAGCAGUUUUCCUUCUGACCCGUCCAGGCUUGAAGCAUCUUGUCUCUUUUACAGAGGCUGUGUUGUGUGUGGGUAAUAAAACGGACUAAGAUGGAAAAUA
Molecule: messenger RNA, 2110 nt
Organism: Hippoglossus stenolepis (Pacific halibut)
Lineage: Eukaryota; Metazoa; Chordata; Actinopteri; Pleuronectiformes; Pleuronectidae
Product: O-sialoglycoprotein endopeptidase
Exons: 12
Coding region: 164-1171 (335 amino acids)
Biological process (GO): tRNA threonylcarbamoyladenosine modification
Cellular component (GO): cytoplasm; EKC/KEOPS complex
Source: RefSeq, a predicted model, not a curated record